AAUACUCUGAGAACAAGGCUUGACUUUAAACAGUUGCGCGGACACGUCGCUUUCACAGGAUUUGCGGAGUUCACAUUGAGGGACAAUCUAUACUGAAUAUUGCUACUUGGGGUUCUGGAGCAAAAUGAGACGAAAUCACAAUUACAGCUGUUCAUCUGAUAGCGAACUUGAUGACAAUAUAGAAGUGGAGAAGGACAGUGGUGACGAAAAUGUAAACCUUGACUCUUCGCAUGACUUGAUGUCACCCCCGAAAACCACUCAAACUCAAGCCAGAAAACGACGCAGAGGAAUUAUUGAGAAACGGCGACGUGACCGAAUCAACAACAGCCUAACUGAUCUCAGAAGACUUGUGCCAAGUGCGUUUGAGAAGCAGGGAUCGUCAAAAUUGGAAAAAGCUGAAAUUUUGCAGAUUACUGUAGAUCAUUUGAAGAUGAUACAUGCUGCCAGCGGACAAGGGUAUUUUGAAGCCCACGCCCUGGCCAAGGACUACCGCAGCCUGGGCUUCAGGGAGUGUCUGUCAGAGACGGCCCGCUACCUAAGCAUCAUGGAGGGCUGGAACAGUGUUGACCCUCUCCGCGUACGCCUGGUCUCUCACCUCAACAACUACGCCUCUCAGAGAGACAUCCACACUGGAUUGACUGGACACCCUGGACAACUAGCCUGGGGCUCUGCUUUGAGGACACCCUCCGCCCACCUGCCACACCCCCUCUUACCACUCCCCCAGGGACGGACACUAGCCCCCCACAGUACCAGCAGCCCACCCUCCUCCUGCUCCAUCUCCUCCUCCUCCUCCUCCAUGUCAUCCUCCUGUUCAACUGAUACCUCAGUGACCUCCAGACUCAGCGUGACGGCCCCCUCAGAGGCACUCAGGGUGCCCCCCAAUGACAAUCUACCCCUGGGGCUGGCCCUGUCAGUCUCAGCCUCCAAGCUCUCCCAACCACCACCCCUCCUCUCCUCCCUGUCUGCCUUCUCCUUCACUACUUUUCCCCGAGUGUCCCCGGCAGCCCUCAAUUCAUCAGGCUCCUCCACAGCUCUGAGAAAUCAGCCUUACAGGCCCUGGGGGACUGAGAUCGGGGCCUUCUGAACUCUUGUGAUCAUCAGAACCGGAAGGCAACAACUUAGAUCCCGCCUCCCUCCAACCUGCCUCCCCCAACCUGCCUCCCCCAAUCUGCCUCCCCCAAUCUGCCUCCCCCAAUCUGCCUCCCCCAAUCUGCCUCCCCCAAUCUGCCUCCCGACAACCUGCCUCCCUCCAACCUGCCUCCCGCCAACCUGCCUCCCGCCAACCUGCCUCCCUCCAACCUGCCUCCCUCCAACCUGCCUCCCGCCAACCUGCCUCCCUCCAACCUGCCUCCCUCCAACCUGCCUCCCUCCAACCUGCCUCCCUCCAACCUGCCUCCCGCCAACCUGCCUCCCGCCAACCUGCCUCCCGCCAACCUGCCUCCCUCCAACCUGCCUCCCUCCAACCUGCCUCCCGCCAACCUGCCUCCCGCCAACCUGCCUCCCGCUAACACUCCACAAACCCAGCAGGAGUACCUGGCUGUCUCAUCUGUUUUUCCCCUCUGGCAAUGAGGGGGAUGAGGUAGGCUAAUGCCACCUCCCUUGGUCAGUACUGCUGUAUAAAGGAACAUAGAUAACAUAGUGUUCUAUCCUAUAUGUUUUUAUCAUGAAUAAUUAAUGUUAAAUGUUGUUGUGAGCCCAGAUAUGGCCUCCAAGGUAGGAAAGGACUGACUAUUGUUUCAUGACCACAAAACUGAUUUAAUUUGGUUUAUUAUCAGAGUGCACUAAGGAUUUGGGGGUAUUUGUAGGUCAAAUAUAAUAUUGUAAAAAAAAUAUAACUCCUGCAGCUUUGAAAGAGAACAAAUACACCUGCAAUGUAUCACAAAUAGAGUUACACAUGAACUGGAUCUGCUAAUACAUUAGUUAUGUCUAUAUGGGAUUGUCGAACCUGCUUUAUAUAGAAAGCAACUUUGAAAAAAUGUAGUUUUGUAAUAUUUUUGUACCAAUAAACUGAGUUUGUAAGAA
This is a messenger RNA of Oncorhynchus tshawytscha (Chinook salmon), 2022 nucleotides long. Its product is annotated as hairy/enhancer-of-split related with YRPW motif protein 1-like. The record is from RefSeq and is a predicted model, not a curated record. Gene Ontology annotation, molecular function: DNA-binding transcription factor activity, RNA polymerase II-specific; RNA polymerase II cis-regulatory region sequence-specific DNA binding; protein dimerization activity. Lineage: Eukaryota; Metazoa; Chordata; Actinopteri; Salmoniformes; Salmonidae. Gene Ontology annotation, biological process: anterior/posterior pattern specification; circulatory system development; Notch signaling pathway. The transcript has 5 exons. Bases 125 to 1084 code for a protein of 319 amino acids. Gene Ontology annotation, cellular component: nucleus.